Nannizzia gypsea CBS 118893 is the source of this 873-nucleotide messenger RNA. RefSeq lists its product as hypothetical. The transcript has 4 exons. Lineage: Eukaryota; Fungi; Ascomycota; Eurotiomycetes; Onygenales; Arthrodermataceae. The record is from RefSeq and is a predicted model, not a curated record. The coding region runs from base 1 to 873 and encodes 290 amino acids.
AUGUUUGGACGAUUUGAUGCGUUUAGUUGCCUCGCUUUCUCAUCCGAGUUGCUGCCAACGGAUGUUUAUGAUGGAGAACAAUGGAGUCGUUUGUUGAUGUGGGUUGAAAAUGGCCAAGGGGAGGUCGUUCAGGUACCGAGCCAGGACGAACACCCCUGUGACACCGCAGGCGCGGGAGAAGAAGACGAGGAAGACGAUAUCCUCGCAGCAGGAGAUCGAGGUCAGUCGAGAUCGAGCCGAAGCAGAUGCAAGCAAGGUGCCUAUGCUCCUAGAUAUUUGAUUCUGGAUAGAUCAGUCGGCAGUAACCGUAGUACCGAGGAGGUACCCUUUUGGCAGCCAAGUGUAUCAAAAGGUCCAGAAGAAGACGAAGGAGAAGAAGAGGAGGAAGAAGAAAGGAAGAGAGAUAAAGUCGAAGGAAGUCGGCGAGAGAUGAGGCUAAAGAAGCGAAGAGAAGGCUACGUCAGAGCCAGCAAGAAGGAUGCAAGUCAUGGGCGGCCCAUGGAGACUUCGACAUCAUGGAUGGCAUGCCAUGGCAUCUCUCGGAGAGGGGGGCACGAAAGAGUGGACAAGAGGUCGACGGGGAGACAGCCAGCCAGGCAAGCCGCAGGCGUGAGCAGGCAAGCUUUCCGCGCCCUUGAGCAAGACGAAAGACGAGAGGCCGGGCUGGACGCUAAGGGUGGACGGGGCGUCGAGAGCAGUUAUCCGGCCGUGUGUCUUAACCCUUCAUCUUCUCGUCGACUCCCAUCGUCCACCACCCUGAUUUCCUCUCUUUUCUCCCCCAUCCAGGAACCAAAGCUGCUCGCCCUGGCCCUGACGGGGACCUGGCCUGUUCCUCUCGCUCUGUCUCCUCCAAACGUCGCACAAAGCAUGUGA